UCGUUAAAUCCUGCCUCGUUUUCGCUAACAGUGUUGAACGAAACGAAAACGUAGGUUUGGUUAAAAAACAAUGGUAAAAGAACGUUACAGGAAAUAUUCUUCAAGUGAUAAUGACAUUGACGAAAGAAAGAAACACCAUGGAAGGCAUCGUUCGCGAAGUCCGGAGGUUUCUUACAAAAGACAUCGUAAACAUCAUAGGCAUAGAAGUCGGUCAGAAAGUUUAGAAGAAGUGGAAAGACACCGGGUAAAGGUAAAAGAAGAACCAGUGUCAUCAGAUUCAGAGUCACAUAGACGACACAGGAAACACACAAAGAGGGAAAGGGUGACAGACAUAGAGCGUAACCAUGGUAGACAUCAUGGAGAACACCGUGAGCAUCGGAAUAAACAAGAGGGCAUGGUGAGAGUUAAACAGGAGCCAGACAGUGAGGAGGAGAUGAGACAUCAAAGAGCAGAGAGGAGACAUAAUGAUCAACAAAGACGUAAUAAUCGGCAAAAAAGAGAACAUCUGUCAGAACAUCAGAGAUACGGCCGUCAAGAUCAGAGUGAUAACGCAGCUACGAAUGAAGCUGCUGAGUCAAAAGACCAACCAAACUUUGAAUUAUCAGGGAAACUAACAGAAGAUACUAACACUUAUAAAGGAGUAGUGAUUAAAUACAAUGAGCCACCAGAGGCACGUAAGGCAAAAAAGAGAUGGCGGCUGUACCCAUUCAAAAAUGAUGAAGCUUUGAAACCCUUUCACAUGCAUCGCCAGAGUGCAUACCUGUUUGGGAGGGAUCGAAUAAUUGCCGAUAUUCCAGUAGAUCACCCUUCGUGCUCAAAACAACAUGCUGUGUAUCAAUAUAGAAUGAUCCCCUAUGAGAAGGAAGAUGGCAGGAAAGCACAUAAAAUAUGCCCAUACAUAAUAGACCUGGAUUCGGCAAAUGGCACUUUUGUAAAUAACAAGAAAAUUGAACCUAGGCGAUAUGUUGAAUUGAUGGAAAAGGAUGUGUUAAAAUUUGGGUUCAGUUCAAGGGAAUAUGUUCUGUUACAUGAUAAAUCAAACACAGCAGAAGUAGAGUCUGGUGAUUCAUCGUGAUGUCCAAUCAUAAUAUCACAUUGACAAUAACCUGUAUUUUGAUUGCAUAACAUUUAGUGAUAAAUGUAACAAUUAAGGGAAGAUUUAAUUUUUGAAGAAACUAGUACAUACAAACACUUUAAUGUUCAUUGAGUGUAUUGUAUUGAAUUUUUUUUAUGAAAGUUGUUGUCUUUCAACAGUAAGUUUGAGUUUUUAUUGCCUAAAGGUAUUAAAUACAGUGACUGUCAGUACAUUUGAUAUAUAUUUUCUAAGUUUGCAUUGGAAUUGUUUAAUCAUGUAGUGCCCUCUUUUAACUGUUUGUACCAGAACUGACUUUUCAGAUUUCAUUUUAGUGACCAAAGAGUUCACAACUAGAAUUUAUCUCCACCAGAGUUCACAAGAUUAAAAACAAAAAAAUAUUCUCUAAAAAUUUACUUAUUUGUGUAUUAGGACAUUUUUGCUGUUUUAAUUUUGCAUUUUUACUGAUCAGUAAUUGCACAAAAUGAUGCCCCAUUAUCACUGUCACUGAAGAUAGGUUGAAUGUUUAGCAUUUACCGGUAUAUAAUAAUAUAAUUGCUAUAGCUGAAAAUGUACAGCCUUCAUGACAGGAUCCAAAAUUUCUACUACUAAGAAACUAACAUUUUACUUCCACUGAUAAUAAAUUUCAGUAAAUUGCACAGGAUGAGUUGUAUUAUAUAUGUGUACAAGUAUACUUGUAUGAUCUAGAUGAAAAUAUGUGAUUUAAUUUGUAUUUGCAAAGGAAAUUGUUGUAAUAUAAAUUGAUAUGAAUAAUUGAAAUGAAGAGUCGGUAUAUUAUAUUAAUAUAAUUCUCUUUCCUCAAAAGAAUUUGAGUGACUGAUUGGGUUUAUUUUUAUACAAUAAUGGAUUC
Ruditapes philippinarum (Manila clam) is the source of this 1943-nucleotide messenger RNA. Its product is annotated as smad nuclear interacting protein 1-like. Gene Ontology annotation, biological process: miRNA processing. The transcript has 2 exons. NCBI's taxonomy places the organism in Eukaryota, Metazoa, Mollusca, Bivalvia, Venerida, Veneridae. Gene Ontology annotation, cellular component: nucleus. The coding region runs from base 71 to 1075 and encodes 334 amino acids. Gene Ontology annotation, molecular function: protein binding; mRNA binding. The record is from RefSeq and is a predicted model, not a curated record.